GACUCUUUCCCCGGCGAUUCUGAGCCUGCGGCGCUGCGAAGGGAAGGAGAGCUAAGCCCGCGGAGGGAGGUGCCGCGGAGCCGGCCCAGGAGCUCCAUUGGAUAGAUGUGCUCCUGACCAGCCAGAGGCCCGUGGAGGAAACACCAUGGCCAACCACAGACCCUUUCUUUUCAGAAUGGCUCUCUUUUCCAAAGUGAGACCACUUCCUUGGGGUGCCAGCCAGCCAAAAGGUUGGCCUUGGGCAUUUCUGGGCACAGCAUGUGAGGGAAACGUCGCAGAUGUGGUGACUGAGGGGAGGCAAAGAGAGACAGCAAACCAGAAGGAGGAAUCAAGCCAAAAUCUUGGUUUUUGGCGGAAAAGGUUAGCAGACCAGAUGUUACCCUUGUGGAGGCUGAACUAUGAGGAACAACUGAAGGUGAAAUUUGAAAGUCUGAAGAAAAAUCUGGAGACUCUAGAAACUCGCCUGCGCAAGAUUGGUGCUGGUGACCCAGAGCCCACGGCAGCAAGGUCUGAGAGGCUGUGUUCUCUUCUCCAUCCUUUUAGGCCUUCUCCUGUCAUUGAUAGUUACAGAAAUAAAUCUUCCUUCUCUAUAAACCAAAGCCCAGAUGGCAACUCGACCGUGGGGUACUACCUGAAGUCUUGGGGAGGGUCGAAUAUUUUCUGCGUACAACCUAGCCAUCUGAAAGAUAUCCCUGAAAAGCACAACCAGGUAGCGCAGUGCUUUGAGGCAUUUCUGCGGCAGUCCACGCUGGGUCCCUACAUUGAUUCUCGCAAAGGGGGACCCUGGCAUGAGCUCUUAGUGCGCACCACCUCCCUUGGGCACACGAUGGCCAUUAUCAUCUUCAAUCCCCAGGAAUUAAGGCAGGAGGAGCUCUAUGUUCAGAAGGAAGAAAUAAAGGAAUUUUUCUCCACUGGGCCUGGAGCUGUGUGUGACUUGACCUCACUUUAUGUGAAAGAAAGGACCCCUCGCCACCAACAGCUAACCCCCUUCCAGCUCCUUUCUGGAGAGCCUUACCUCUUUGAAGAAAUCCUGGGCUUGAAGGUUCGAAUCUCUCCAGGAGCCUUUUUUCAGCUUAAUACGUUUGCUGCAGAAGUUCUCUACCAGACAGUGGGAGAGCUGGGAGGAGUGGACCCCAACACUGUCAUCUUCGAUUUUAGCCAUGGAACUGGUGCCACUGGCCUCUCCCUGGCUCGGCAGACAUCCCAGGUCUUCAGUAUGGGCCUGGUAGGGCAGGCGCUGGAGGACGCUAAAUGGACUGCAGCCUUCAAUGGCAUCACCAACUGGGAAUCUCACCAUAGCAACAUGAAGGAGAUUAUGCCGCAGCUAUUAGAGUACCAGGAGGAUGGCCGGUCACUCAUGGCUUUGGUGGACCCAUCCCAGUGUGGGCUGAGUAGCAGAGUGGUUCAGGACAUCCGAAACUGCAAAGCCAUCCAGACGCUGGUUUUUGUCUCCUGUAGGCCCUAUGGUAAAUCCAUCGAGAAUAUCAUUGAGUUGUGCCGGCCCCCAGACCCUGAUGGGAGCCUCCUCGGUGAGCCUUUUGUUCUGAGACGAGCUGUGCCGGUGGACAUGUUCCCCCACUCCCUCCAGUGUGAGCUGGUGAUGCUCUUUACCCGGUGAUGAGCUCUCCUAGAAGAACACAGGCUGCCCAUUAAGGACUGAAUGUCACAUCAGGAUAGCUUCUUUGCUUGCCUUGAGCUUGGCUGUACCUUGAGAAGACAGUUGUUGGUUCCUCCUCUAAGAAGAAAGGAUAUAAAAAGGCUUCCUGACUGAGGCAGGCGUUUGCUUUAUCUUGCCUCUGGUGCAUCGAUGGUGGCCUAGUUAUUUUUGUAUCUCUCCCCUACCCUCACCCUGUGCCUAGCACAGUGCUUUGUACAUAGUAGGCCCUUAAUAAAUGGUCAUCAAUAAAUUGUGUCUUAACUGCU
Messenger RNA from Trichosurus vulpecula (common brushtail), 1923 nucleotides. RefSeq names its product tRNA (uracil(54)-C(5))-methyltransferase homolog. The transcript is spliced from 13 exons. Bases 146 to 1618 code for a protein of 490 amino acids. The record is from RefSeq and is a predicted model, not a curated record. Lineage: Eukaryota; Metazoa; Chordata; Mammalia; Diprotodontia; Phalangeridae. Gene Ontology annotation, molecular function: RNA methyltransferase activity. Gene Ontology annotation, biological process: RNA processing.